AUGCCCAUCCCCGAACGGCUGGAUUUGGAUGCGUUGAUGUACCGCCUCCUAAUCUUCCAGUGUCCAAAGGUCUUGGCUGCUUGCAUCCUUUGCGUCCUAUGGUCGUCAAAUCUCUCCAUGGACGAGACCUACGACGUCUUGGAGUUCUAUGCCGGAAGGGGCAACCUUUCGAGGUGCAUGAAGCUCAGUGGACGCAGAACAGGGAGUCUGGAUCUCCUUUAUGGUAAAAAGGCCUUGCCUGAAAGCGGCUUUGAUCUCGGAUACGCCCAGUUGGGGCAAGUGUACAACUAUGUGCGUAGAGGGAAGAACUUGGUGAUCCCUGCUGAGUGGC
Messenger RNA from Cladocopium goreaui, 331 nucleotides. The record is from the annotation of a GenBank genome assembly. NCBI's taxonomy places the organism in Eukaryota, Dinophyceae, Suessiales, Symbiodiniaceae.